This is a messenger RNA of Aspergillus pseudotamarii, 1626 nucleotides long. RefSeq names its product amidase signature domain-containing protein. Lineage: Eukaryota; Fungi; Ascomycota; Eurotiomycetes; Eurotiales; Aspergillaceae. Bases 1 to 1626 code for a protein of 541 amino acids. The transcript is spliced from 3 exons. The record is from RefSeq and is a predicted model, not a curated record.
AUGACUAUCCCCGACUGGCAACAGAAAGCCGCGGCUAAACAGGCCGAAGCCGUCGCCAAAAUUCCCAAGGAAUGGCGAGUGCCCGAGAGCAUCCUACAGGAUGUCGAUAACGAGCAAGGAGUGCUAGCUAUCCCUCAGCGCUGCGGUAUCCUCACUCCCAAAGAGCUGGAGAUCACGGAAACCGUUGAUGCUACGGCUCUACGAGACAAGCUUGUUUCUCAAGAGCUGACGGCCGUGGAGGUCACCACUGCAUUUUGCAAGCGCGCCGCCAUUGCCCAACAGAUUACUUCCUGCUUGACGGAGACCAUGUUUCCACAAGCACUGGCACGGGCUAAAGAACUGGAUGAGUACCUCCAGAGGACCGGGAAACCGAUGGGCCCACUGCACGGCCUGCCAAUCAGUCUGAAGGAAACAUUCAAUGUCCAAGGCGUGCACUCCUCUCUUGGCCUGGUUUCGUUCCUUGACCGACCCGAGGCCUCCCAGAACUCCGCCUUGGUGGAGAUCCUCCUAGCUGCGGGCGCUGUACUAUACGUCAAGACCAACGUUCCCCAGACGAUGAUGACGGCCGAUUCCGAAAACAACGUGUUUGGUCGUGUUCUGAACCCACACCGCCGCAACCUGACGGCAGGCGGUAGCAGUGGUGGAGAGGGAGCGCUCAUAGCCUUGCGUGGAUCGCUUCUAGGAAUCGGCACCGAUAUCGCAGGCUCCAUCCGGAUUCCAGCAUUGUGCUGCGGUACGUUUGGCUUCAAGCCUAGUGUCGGUCGCGUGCCGUACGCAGGCCAGAGCAGCGCGGCCCGUCCAGGCAUGACCGGCAUAGCACCAGUAGCGGGACCAUUGUGUCACUCAGCUCGUGACGCCGAGCUUCUGCUGCGGGUGGUGAUGGAUGCGCCGGUUGAUGACCUCGACGACAAUGUUCUUGGCUUUCCCUGGGUAGAACCGGCUCCCCUAGCUACCCCAACCCUUACUAUCGGAGUUCUACCCGAAGAUCCGCAGGUGCCCUUGCAUCCGAAUAUGCAACGCACUUUGAAAGCAGCAGUUGAAAGGCUUGCAGCGGCGGGCCAUCGUAUUGUGGGCCUCUCCGGUCAGAUCGAGUGCAUCAACGAAGCAUCUGAUAUAUCAUUUCAGUUCUUCCGGAUCGAUCCCGACCAAACACAGGUCCAGCACGUCUCAAGAAGUGGAGAACCUUUCAUCAAGUCCCUGCGUUACACGUACAACCUGGAAGGUAACGAUCCAGAACCGACACUGCGAGAUUUAUUCGAUCUGAAUGUGGCGCGAGCCAACGUGGCGGCGAUCAUGCGCCGUGUGUAUGUGGAGAACCGACUCGACGUGAUCAUCGGCCCAGGAAACCAGAGCUGUGCUGGGCCCCAUGAUACUUAUGGAAUUCCAGUGUACACAGUCUUGGCAAACUUAGUGGAUUAUCCUGCCUGUGUUAUUCCUUUCGGAAAGGCUAACGAGGCCGCUGAUGCGGAAUAUAUGCGAGAUGUCACCUAUAACCCUCCAUAUUGCCCGAAAGAGGUUGAAAAUGCCCCCUGUCACGUGCAGCUCAUUGGUCGCAGACUGAAGGAUGAAAGGUUGAUGCAGCACGCUAAGAUCGUUGAGAGCGUGCUUGCAAGCAAGUCGAUAUGA